AUGCCCGUUGGAGGGAAUUUGUAUGAUUUUUCGUCGCGCCCUAAGCGUUGCAAUUCUGAAGCAGCAUUAAAUGAAUCUUGGCGACACUUUUAUGAUCUUGAUGGAGAUUCAGUUGGACGAGGUGGCGCCGGAAAAGUUUUCCGAAUAAAACCCAAAUGUAUAAAUACCCUUCAUGAACGAAAAAACAGCGUUCCAGUAAACCUGUCUAAUGGGCAGUUUGCAUCAAAUUUUGAAUUCGUUAAUGAAUUUCCCCUUGACAAGUCACUUGCAGUUAAGAUCAUUCGCCGUUUCCGCGGCGGUCGAGAUACUAUUGAGAAAAUUCGGAAUGAAAUAAAUAUAAUUAAACGCCUUAGGCCUGCCACAAACAAUGAAGAUGUCCCCAGGACUGUCGCCCCUCUUUUAUAUUCUGUUCACGAGGAUGAUACUCAAGUUGCUAUUGUAAUGGAAUUUGCUCAUGGUGGUUCCUUGUACGACCUCGUUUAUUCGGAAAUUUUUAAUCGCUCUCUUUUGCCUGUCGGUGAUAUCCAAUCCACAUCUCAACCUCGUAUCCCGGAAUCUUAUAUUUCCUCUGUACUUUAUCGAGUUACUGAUGCCCUGGCUUUUAUGCACGAUCAAGCAAAUAUCGUUCAUCUUGAUAUUAAGGCCGAAAACAUCCUACUUCGUGAACCCUAUCCUUCUUCAGACGUCUUCAUCACAGACUUUGGUCUGGCUUCCCACCUCAGCUCAACCAAACCCCAUAAGGAACUCGCAGGAACUCCGGACUAUACCGGUUAG
This is a messenger RNA of Rodentolepis nana, 774 nucleotides long. The record is from the annotation of a GenBank genome assembly. NCBI's taxonomy places the organism in Eukaryota, Metazoa, Platyhelminthes, Cestoda, Cyclophyllidea, Hymenolepididae.